AUGGUUGCACACCAGCUGCGCAUUGAGCAAGUGGUAGCCAAUCCAGUUGACGUACUGGAUUGCCUAUUACCAGAGAGCAUGAGUGCAGUCGAUGGCAACCUACACAUGUGGGAGACUGGAAAGCUCAGCAAAACUCAGUGCUCUUGCUUCCUGGCUUGCUUGAUCUUUGUCAACGUUGACAAAAUGACAGAAACUGAGCUUCGGUGGACCGAUACAUCUCCCUAUAAUUUAAGCAGUAUUUUGAGGCAGACUCUGCCAAUGAAUGAGAGUGAUUGCUAUGCAUUACAGUUGAAUCCAGUGGGUCAAGGCUUUGUGUUUACAGGGCUUUUCUGCUUCUUGCCUCUGCCAUACAUUUGUGAAUAUGAAGCCUUAGUUCUUCCAAAGAUGAUUAGACUAAAAUUAGAAGAUGUUAAAGAAAAUGAAGCCACCAUUGUCUGGGAUGAUUUGCAGGAUUUAUUCACAUCAAGAUCUGAGCUAUUUAUUUGGUUCCAAACUAUUUCUGGUGAAAGAAAACUGUAUUCCCACAGUGUAUUACUAAAUACUACUAAAACAGCUAUUCCUGGGCUGCACCCUGGACACCAGUACUAUUUUGCAUUAAUGAUGAGAGACAGCGCAGGUGCUCGAAGUCCGCUUACUCCAGUUUUGAACGUAAAAACAAGACCAAAUCCACCGAAGAAUAUUACAUUUGGAGAAGUAUCUUCCACUGCACUACAGGUUCUUUGGGCUCCUCCAGACAAAACAGAGAAUGCAUCAUUUCAUCAUUAUCUGGUCAGUUACAUGGCUUUUGGAUCAAAAAAUCUAGGAACUGAAGAUGUUAAAGGAGGCGAAACAUCCUUAGUACUUAGGAAUCUUAAGCCAUUCCACUCCUACAAAAUUUAUGUACAGGCAGUGGCUGAAGGUGGAUCACUAAGUUGUGCUGAAGGACCAUUGUUUGCAACUACAGCUCCCAGUCCUCCAGUCAGUAUUUAUGUUGACAACGCAGAUGUUUGGGAGAACAGAAUCACUGUGCACUGGGAACCACCAUUAGAAGGAAGUGAUGAAUACCAUCUUCAAAUACAAAUGAGCAAUGAUAACAAUGAAGUAAAAGAAUAUUCAGUGAUAAAUGCAACAGUAUUUCAAUUUAAUUUUAUGAUCCCAGGUGUCACAUAUAACAUUGGGGUGAUGGCAGUGAAGAGUGGGAAGAGAAGCGAACCAAAAUUUGUUACACAAACGACAAAGCCUAAACCAGUUGAAAUAGUUGUUCCCAUUGACGUUCAGACUCACUCAACAGUGCUCUAUGUUGGAAUGCCAAAAGUUGGCUUAUUUGAUGGAAUUAAUGUUACAUGUGAAGAUGGAAGUAAAAGAAUCCCUACAGAUAAAAUAGAUGUUAAUAUAACCAUAGAAAACCUGACACCAGGCAAAGAAUAUAUCUUUGCUGUAUAUGUAACCAGUGGCAAUAUGAAGAGCAAAGCCUACAGAGUUCCUGUUGUGAAAACAUGUUUGGUACCACCCACAAAUUUACGUGAAGGAAAAGUCACAGAAACAUCGUUGGAAUUACUGUGGGAUAAAGCAGAAGGCCAUUUCUACCAAUAUGAAGUGCAAUGUGCAAACUGUGAUAAGCAGCUUGUGGUUCAAAAGGUUGACCAAGAGUGUGUGGUAUUUACAUACCUGACACCAGGAAAACUGUAUAAUAUUUCACUUCGAACAGAAAAGGAAGGCUAUCGAGAUAGCAUACCUGUGAAACAAUUAAUACGUACAUUGCCAAGCCCAGUGGAGUAUUUGAAUUAUAACAAGACUUCUGAUUCAGUAACUAUCAGCUGGCCUCAACCUGCUCAUAUAUUCGAUGGAUAUAAUCUUACACUAUCCAGCAAAAUAAUCUACCAGGUUGUUAACAUUCCUUUUACACAUUCACGAACUUAUAAUUAUGACAAGCUGCUACCAGGUAACCUCUACUAUGUAAGUAUUGAGACCACGAGUGCAACAAAGAAGAGCCAUCCCACUACAAUCAAUGUUACAACAUUUCCCGAACCUCCAGUGGACUUGCAAUUUGUUGAACAGGAUGAGUACUCAGUAUACCUAUUUUGGAUGCCUCCAAGAGGUGAUUUUGAUAUUUUUGAGUUAAGGUACCAUUUAUCUGGAACCAAUGAAACUAUAUAUAGAACAACUCUACGUGGCAACAGUUUCAGGAUCAAAGAUCUCAUUCCAGGAGCAGAAUACAUAUUUCAAAUAAAAACAAUUAAAGGGAUGGAUGAUAGUGAAAUAAUUGAGAAAAGGCUAAAAAGAAAACCCGAAAGGCCUCAAAUGCUAGAAGUUUCAAAUAUUUUAGCAACAGCGUUCACUUUACGCUGGAGAGCACCUGUUGGAUACGUUGAUUAUUAUAAAGUGGAUCUCAUUCCUGAUCAAGGUUUUGUUAAUGUCACAGACCUAGGAGAUGGCAACUUCAAGGCUGAUGUUUCUGAUGCUACACCAGGUAUACAGUACACCAUCACAGUCUCCUCAGUUUCUUCAUCAUUUAGCAAGUCUGUCAGCAGAUCAUUUACAACAAAUGAAACUAAUGCUGCCUCUCCGGAUGAUCUUACUGUAGGCCCCAUUGGUGCUACAGCUAUAAUGCUGGCAUGGAGCUUGCCUUCUCAUGCAAAUGGAAGAAUUUUAUCCUAUAGGGUAGAGUACAAAGAGGUUUGCCCUGCGCAGCAAGCCAGCUUUAUCCACGUUUCAACAAAUGCAGAUACUCCUGAAUUUCUUCUCAAUAAUCUGAAACCAGGGACUGCUUAUAAAAUUCGGGUUGCAGCUGAGAAUAGUGUGGGCAUUGGAGCUUUCAGUACUUUCCGGCAAGUUGUAACUGCAGAAAGUGCCCCUGGUCCAGUUUCAUCUCUUACUGCAACAGUAGUCAACCAUUCAACUGCUAAUGUGACAUGGUUUCUACCUAAACGACCAAAUGGGAAAAUUACACAUUUCAGUAUAAUUAUAAAGUCUGUAAGAAGUGGACAUAUAUCAAAGAAUAUAUCAGUGAAUGCUGAUACCCUUUUCCCAAACACAUUACCACAAUGUGAGGAUGAUAGUCCAACAGCCUCUACCCCUGCAGUGUUGAUUUCAUCUUCUCCACCUACUAGUGAUGCAUUUUUAACAGCCAUACCAGAAAAUCCAAUGCAAGAAUACACACCAGCUGAGUUUGCCAGCAUUAUGGUGGAUCAACUGAAACCAUACACCACCUAUCUGUGUGAAGUAUCAGCAUUCACGAAGGAAGGCGAAGGCCAGACAGCAAGUGCUCUAUUUCGAACACCAGAAUGGCUUCCAGAAGAACCACCUCAAAACCUAAUUGUGAGUAAGAUUAUGUCAAAGUCCUUCCUAAUUAAUUGGGAUCCACCACCAACAAUAACAGGAAGAAUCUUUUACAGAGUUGAACUAAAUGGCCCAUUGGGGAAAAUAUCGCAGAACAGCACCAGAGAGAUGAUGUUCCUUUUUACUAACCUGCUGCCAUUUUCAAAAUAUGAAGUGUUUGUAAUUGCUGAGACAAUGGUUGGACUUGGACCAAAAGCCAGUGUUAAAAUCACUACAUCAUCAGAAGUUCCAGGAGAAGUAUUUGAUUUAAAAGCAACAGAAGUUGAAGCUAAAUCUGCAAGAUUUGAAUGGGGAAAGCCUCGUCAACCAAAUGGAAUUAUAAUCCAGUAUCAAAUCACUGUCUUUCUAAAGGAGUCCCAAACAUCUAUACAAAAUAUCAUCCUGACAGAAAACCACCAGCUGCUGUAUGGAGAUCAUGUCCACAGUAGAUCUGCUGGCAUGGAAACUGCACAGUACUUCAAGGAAAUUGAAAUCUCCACUGAGCCAGUAAAACCUGGUAUGUUGGUUACAGAAACCACUACAUUGACUUCAGAAACUGAUGCAAUUUUUACAGACUUGGAUGAAGGCUCUGCUGAGCUGUUUUCUGAAUCAUCAUCUUUAGAGCCUGCAAUGACUUCACCAACUUUUUCACCAGUUGAAGCACUUAGCACUGUUAGUUCAGAACUGCCUGAGAUUCCUACUAUUGAUGAAAAAAGCUUGGCUGUAUCUGUGCCUGAUCAACUAACAUCACAUGCAAAAAUUUAUUCUAAAACAUCACUGCCUUUAACAAUAAACUCAAUAGCUGCUCCUGGCUUCACCGAAUCAUUUACUAAACAAACAGCCCCUGGUUCCUUGGGGCCCUUUGAAUCUCAUCCUACAAUCAGCAUGUCUCUCAAGCCGAUAUCAGUGUUGUAUAAAAGAUCAGUUACUACAGUUGUCAAGGCAGGUGGGAUUUCCCUGGCUCCAAGUUCUUCACCAUUUCCUCCUUUAUGGAGGCUUCUGGCUAAUGGCCUUCAAAAUAUCACUGUAGAGAAUGAAAGCACUCUCCAGGUCAUUGACCCUACAUCUGAACAGCUGUCAUAUGUUGUAAAAGAACUUGUACCUUAUACUGAUUACAUUAUCAGAGUGUCAGCAUUCACUAUUGUUGGACAAGGACCACCAACUAAUAUUUCCUUGAAGACGCGGCAAUAUGUGCCAGGUUCAGUGCAGAAUGUAACCUAUAAAAAUAUCACUUCUACAUCUAUACUGAUGUUAUGGGACCCACCUGCUUUCCCUAAUGGCAUAAUAACUCAUUACACUAUCUAUGCUGCAGAGGAGGGCACAAAUGAGGCAUUUCAAGGGAUUGUGACAAGCAACAAUAUUACUCUAACAGGUUUAAAAAAGUUUACAGAUUAUAAAAUGAGGGUAACAGCAUCUACCUCUGUAGGUGAAAGUUCAGUCUCUGAAAAGGAUGAUAUUUUUGUGCGAACGCUUGAGGAUGAACCAGAAACCCCUCCUGAAAACUUAACCUUCAAAAAUGUAACUGAAACGUCUGCUUACUUGAGCUGGUCACCUCCAGAGAAGCCGAAUGGGAUUAUUAUAUGCUAUGAAGUCACAUACACCAAUUAUACGGAUUCCUUUAUAAUGAACAUUUCAGAAACAUACAUUUAUCUAGAGAACUUAAAGAAAUUUUCCCCUUAUAACGUCUCUGUCAAAGCAUAUACCAAGUAUGGCCAUGGGAAUCAAACAUCUCCAGUUGUGCUUUUGGUGACAAAACACGAUGUUCCAGAUAGCGCACCACAAAAUAUCACGUAUAUAUUUCUCUCUCCUUUGGAUGUUGAAAUAUCCUUUCUUCCGCCACCAACUCCUAAUGGCAUUAUCCAGUUCUAUACACUGUACCUUACAGCCCAAAACAGCAGUGAAGAGGUCAUUAUAAACAGUAAAAAUUUGACCAUCAAUAUAACAGGUUUACAAGCUAAUGAAAAAUACUCCUUAAAAAUAUCUGCAAGUACUGGCAGGGGUGAAGGAAUUCAAAGCCAACCACUAUAUAUUUUAAGUGGAGAAGGUGUGCCUGGUUCUCCUCCGCAAUCACUCACAUCAAAACAGUUGUCUUCUACCACUGUACAUCUGUCAUGGACGCCUCCCUUGGAACCAAAUGGAGUGAUUCUCUACUACACGGUCUAUAUUUGGAGUGCAACAACAGAACUAAUUUUAAAUGAGAUUGGAACAUCUGUACUGCUGAAAAACUUGGACAAUAAUACUGAAUACUAUGCUUUUGUAACAGCAAAUACUAGGCUUGGUGAUGGUGGAAUGAAAAGUAAUAACAUCACAUUUCAAAUAUCUGAGAGUUCGAGGAACCCUGAAGGCAUUGUCUCCUAUGUCAACAAAAGUUCCACAUCUAUUCAGAUUUUUUGGAACCCUCCCUUUAAAUCUACUGGAAAUGUUCAAUAUUACACAGUUCACUACAGAAAUACUUCUGAUGUUUUCACACAGAAUAUAACAGACUUUGAUCAAGAAAGUAGUGGUGAAAAUGCAAAUGUGAAAGUACUUUUGGUUAAUUUGGCCAAAUUCAGCCACUAUAAAUUGUGGAUGACAGCCUGUAACAUCCUGGGAGAUGAAAUUCGGACGAGUGAACUGAUUGAUGUGUACACUGAUGAAGAUGUACCAUCAACCCCUCCACAAGACUUGGUGAUAGUAAAUUAUACAGCAGACUCUGUCUUGGUUAGGUGGAAACCUAGUCCUAUACCAAAUGGUAUUGUGCAGCUCUACAGUUUUAAAAUAAUUGACAACACAAAUGAAAGCAUGUAUUUUAAGAAUACAACAGGAUUAUUUCAUGAAGCACAUCUCGCUGGCUUUGAACCAUUGCAUGAAUAUCACAUCAGUGUUUCAGCAUUUACCAAAGUGGGAAAUGGAGAUCAAUUUAGUAACAUUGUCAUUUUCAAAAUAAAUGAGUCAGUUCCAGAUACUAUCCGAAAUCUUCAUUGCAGUGCAUCAAGUUGGCAGUCGGUCAUUGUUGAGUGGGAUCCUCCGUCCAAAUCAGAUGGAAUUAUCACUUAUUAUGCACUUGUAUUUGAAAAUAAUGUUCAAAGAAUUGCUCUCAGUGACCGUGUGCAAACUUUUAGAGAACUCCAAUCAAGUACUUCCUACCAGUUCAGUAUAAUGGCUGCUAACUCUGUGGGCCAAGGAAAAAGCAAAAACUGCACUGUCACAACAUUAUCAGAAGCAGUUCCAAGUGCUCCCAAGGAUCCAGAGAUAGUUGGCAUUCAAUCAACCUUUGUUAUUUUGAGAUGGACGCACCCUGAUAUUAUCCCAGGUUAUUUAAGGCUUUUCAGGAUUAUUAUACAACUACGCUCUGCCUUGUGCAUGGACUGGGAAACUCAAGAAUGCGUUGAAGCUGAGCAAAUUGACGAUCGUAACAUUGAUAAUGGUAAUGACACCAUGGAAACAAUAGUACCCGGGUUAAAGAAAUUCCGAUGGUACCGUUUUAGAGUUGCUGCUAGUACAAAUGCUGGAUUUGGAAACUAUUCAACUUGGAUUUCUACAAAGACAGCUGUUGGCUAUCCAGACAGUCCUCCUGAAAAUGUAACUGUUACAGUAAAAUCCUCUGACACCAUUGAGAUUGGCUGGGAAGAGCCUACGAUUAUCACAGGUCCAACCUCUUAUCUAAUAGAUGUAACACCGGUAGAUAGUGGGGACUUCAAUAUGACCAUUCUUAGAUCAGAGAAACAGAACAAAACCUGUGAGAUAUCUGGGUUAAAGCCGUUCACAAAAUACUCUAUAAUCGUCAUAGCGUUUACUGGCAGGGUGGAAGAGGCCCAGUCUCAUGGUAAACCAAGUGAGCCAAUCAUCGUUAGGACACUCGAAGCUUUGCCUAUAGAUGCACCACGGAAUUUUACCCUUCAUAAGAUACCAGAUGAAGUGACAAAGGUUUAUGCUUCUUUCUUGCCGCCAUCUAUGCCAAAUGGUAACGUUCAGGGUUACCAGGCCAUUAUUUACAAAGAAGGAGUAACUUCUGAAAUCCGUGUAAACAACCUGAAAAUUGUUGAAAACAACCAAUCGCUCACUGCUGUCAUAGAAGGGCUGAAAGGUGGAAAUACAUACACCAUACAGGUCCGUGUUGUUAAUGGAGCUGGCGUUGGGCCACAAACAUCAGAACAGAAAGUAACGAUGGACGUGAAAGCUCCACCUAAACCUAAUUUCAAACCAGCUGUUGCCUUAGACAAAAAUGGAGUAUUGCAAGUCACUUCUACAACUAUUACAAUCAGAAUGCCGGUAUGUUAUUUCACAGAUGAACAUGGUUCUAUCAAGAAGGUCCAAGUAAUCGUGACUGAAAUAAGAGCUAUGAAUGAUGGAAAUAUUUCUACAUGGUAUGAUGCUUACAUAAGAAAGCCAAAACCAUAUUUUGCGAAUGAAGGCUUUAACAAUCCACCUUGCAGUGGAACAAAUACAUAUAGAGAGAAUGCUAAUGAAGAAACAUAUACCAUUGGAGCUGAAAAAUCAUGUCAACAAAAUGCAGAGAGAAUUUGCAAUGGGCCCUUAAAACAUGAUAAACAGUACUUAUUCAAGUUCCGAGCAACAAACUUUCAAAGACAAUUUACUGAUUCAGAUUACUCUGAUCCAGUCAAAACUCUAGCCGGAGGUCUGUCAGGAAGAAGCAUUGAAAUAAUCCUUGCAGUGACCUUGUGUGUGCUUUCUAUCAUUCUCCUUGUGAUAGCAGCCUAUGUGAUUGCAAGAAUAAGACAAAAGCAGAAGGAAGGAGGCACAUACUCUCCAAGGGAUGCAGAAAUUAUUGACACUAAGUUCAAGCUGGACCAGAUGAUUGCAGUGACAGACCUGGAACUAAAGGAGGAGAAGCUGACACGGUUGCUCAGUUAUAGGAAAUCUCUCAAGCCCAUUAACAAGAAGUCAUUUCUUCAGCAUGUAGAAGACCUGUGUGUUAACAACAACCUGAAGUUUCAAGAAGAAUUUUCGGAGCUCCCCAAACUGGGUCAAGAACUCACAUCAUCUGAUGCUGAUUUGCCUUGGAACCGAACCAAGAAUCGCUUUGCAAAUAUAAAACCGUAUAAUAAUAACCGAGUGAAACUCAUGCUUGAGGCUGGUGUCCCUGGGUCUGAUUUCAUCAAUGCUAGCUAUGUGUCAGGUUACCUGUGCCCAAAUGAGUUUAUCGCUACUCAGGGCCCAUUACCAGGAACAGUGGCAGAUUUUUGGAGAAUGAUUUGGGAGACAAGAACUCAAUCCAUAGUGAUGUUGACGCACUGUUUUGAAAAGGGCAGAGUAAGAUGUCACCAAUAUUGGCCUGAGGACAACAAGCCAGUAACUGUGUUCGGAGAUAUUGUGAUCACUAAACUAGCAGAAGAUAUUCAGGCAGAUUGGACUAUUAGAGAACUGAAAAUUGAAAAGUAUGGCGAUUAUAUGAUGGUGACGCAUUUCAACUUUACUUCUUGGCCUGAACAUGGCGUUCCUGAGACCUGUGCGCCUUUGAUUCAUUUUGUCAAGUUAAUUCGAGCAAACAGAGCCAAUGAUAACACCCCUAUUGUUGUGCAUUGCAGUGCUGGAGUAGGAAGGACAGGGGUCUUCAUUGCACUCGAUCACCUUAUACAGCAUGUGAACCACCAUGACUUUGUGGACAUCUUUGGGUUUGUAGCAGAGUUACGAAGUGAACGAAUGUGCAUGGUUCAGAACUUGGCUCAAUACAUGUUCUUACAUCAGUGUGCUUUGGAUCUAUUGAAUAACAAAGGAACCAGUCGAUCGCUGUGGUUUGUGAAUUAUGCUGCUUUGCAAAAAAUGGACUCUCUGGAUACAAUGGAGGGUGAUGUGGAAUUAGAGUGGGAGGAAACAACCAUGUAAUUCUCAGACACUGCUGAAGGAUAUAAAGAGGGUUGCAUUAAACUCAUUUCAGGAAAUGAACACAAGAG
This is a messenger RNA of Carcharodon carcharias (great white shark), 9191 nucleotides long. It is a transcript of the gene ptprq, whose product is annotated as protein tyrosine phosphatase receptor type Q. The transcript is spliced from 56 exons. The record is from RefSeq and is a predicted model, not a curated record. The coding region runs from base 1 to 9123 and encodes 3040 amino acids. Gene Ontology annotation, molecular function: protein tyrosine phosphatase activity; protein binding. Gene Ontology annotation, biological process: protein dephosphorylation. NCBI's taxonomy places the organism in Eukaryota, Metazoa, Chordata, Chondrichthyes, Lamniformes, Lamnidae.